This is a messenger RNA of Trypanosoma cruzi, 597 nucleotides long. RefSeq names its product D-isomer specific 2-hydroxyacid dehydrogenase-protein, putative. The record is from RefSeq and is a predicted model, not a curated record. Lineage: Eukaryota; Euglenozoa; Kinetoplastea; Trypanosomatida; Trypanosomatidae. Gene Ontology annotation, molecular function: NAD binding. Bases 1 to 597 code for a protein of 198 amino acids. The transcript has a single exon.
AUGUACUCCAUGCUAUACUUCUACCGGCAGACGUGGCGCUCCCUGGCGAGUCGCGCGGAGCACAAGUGGGACCCCUUCCUCAUGGUUGAACUGCGUGGGAGGAAGGUGGGCAUCAUUGGCUACGGCGACAUUGGGCAGGCCAGCGCCAAACUUCUCAGUGCCUUUGGGAUGGAGGUGACGGGUGUGAAGCGGUCCGCGUCCACGAAGGAGGUGGACGAGUACGGCGUGCGUCUUGUGCACGGCGAUGCGGAGCGGGAGCGUGUGUUGCGUGAAUCCGACUUCGUGGUCAACAUCCUCCCGGGAACGGAGGAGACAAAGCGGUUUUUUAACAAAGAGCUCUUCUCCAUGAUGAAGCCGAGCGCGGUGUACAUCAGCAUUGGCCGCGGCAUCACGCAGAACGAGGAUGACCUUGCGUGUGCGCUGCGUGAUGGCGUCAUCCGUGGUGCCUCUGUGGAUGUGUUUGAGAGGGAACCGCUUCCCGCCGAGUCCCCACUGUGGGACAUCAGUGAUGAUAAGCUUCUUUUGACCGCCCACUCGGCUGACAGGGCAUUUUUUAUAGGAGCUUGUGAAAAGAAUGAUCACGGGAGAGCUGGCUAA